Molecule: messenger RNA, 2601 nt
Organism: Xenopus laevis (African clawed frog)
Lineage: Eukaryota; Metazoa; Chordata; Amphibia; Anura; Pipidae
Gene: scfd2.L
Product: sec1 family domain containing 2 L homeolog
Exons: 6
Coding region: 144-1829 (561 amino acids)
Biological process (GO): vesicle-mediated transport
Source: RefSeq, a predicted model, not a curated record
GGCUUAGUCUGAUCAGUGACGCGGCGUUUAUACGUCUCUUUCGUGACGCGGCGUUUGUGCGUCUCUGUUGUGACACGUCAUCAGCUAGUGCCGCUCAACGUGUAGCUGUCAGUGAGAAGAAGUGAAGUUUUCUGUAAGUGUCAAUGGCCGCAGCUCCUGGUAUGGCGGCUUUCUGCCGGAAGGUGUGGGAGCCCGUUGUAGCGAAAGCCCGCAGAGCUGUUGUAUUCAUAGACCAGCCUUGCGCCGAGGUGCUACACUGGUGCGGCGGGGCGGAACUGCUGCUUGCGGCGGGGGCUUUGAACGUAAAGGAGUUCUCCAGUUUCGAGUCCGGAGACUCCAAGCAGCCCAAAGCUGUGUUCGUGGUGAGCUGUCCGCUGCGUGGCCGGGCCUUGGAAGUGAUUAAGGACGUGGUGAGCCAGAGUUCCUUCCAGUAUUGUGUAGUGGUGACAGCUGUGAGCCCGACGGAGGCUGCCGACGCCCGCACUCUGUGUGAGCAGAUGGAGGACAAGCUGUGCGAAUGGAUGGGGAACAUGAACUUUACAGCCGAGGUGAUGUGGGCUCCACUGAUGCUGGCCCCUCUGUCCCCUCAUCUCUUGUUGGCCCCGGCUUUCUCUUCUCUAUUCCCUCUCCUGCCAUCCCAAGACCUGCAGCUAUUAAACCGCAGCCGAGCCGACAAGAAGAGGUUCCCAGGACUUGGAGAUGUGGAUCUUCCCUCCAUGCCUCAGCAAUUGCAGCUGCACAUAAGGAACCUGGUGUCUGGCCUCAACCAGUUCCUGGAAGGCAUAGGUGUGCGGGAGGAGUGCUACUCGGUGGGACAUCUGAGUCGGAUCAUUGCAGGAGAGCUGGCCAAUUACCCCCUGGCUAAGAACCGCAGGAAAACUGCCCAAAGCAAAGCCUCCCUGGUCUUCAUAGACAGGACUAUGGAUUUGGCUGGAGCUGUUGGUCACCAUGGAGAUAACCUAGUGGAGAAGAUGAUAUCCCUGCUUCCACAUCUUCCUGGGCAUACGAAUGAUGUUAUGGUUAAUAUGGAGGAACUUACAGCUCUGCACAGCGACGGGGAACUGGAAGGAAUCCUGGCACCUGGAUGCCUGGCACAACCAAAUAACCCAGCAGCGCAAACUCUGUGGGAGGCUUUAUUGAACAUGAAGCAGAAAGAGGCUGUGAUGGAGGUCAGGAGACAUCUAGUGGAGGCAGCCAGCAAGGAAAAACUUCCCAUAAAGAUGAGUAUGGGCAGAGUGACACCUGAUCAACUCAAAUCAUACGUUCACCUCUUCAAAGAAAAUGCACAAGUACUGGAGAGUCACUGUGGUAUCCUACAGUUGGCAUUGGCCACAGCUCAGACCCUGAAACAUCCUCAGUGCUCAAAGUGGGACAAUUUUCUGGCAUUUGAACGGCUUGUUUUGCAGAGCACUGGAAAGACAGAGCUGCCAUCGGUCCUAAACCAGAUGUCCUCUUUGAUUAAAUCUCACAGCAACAGAACAGAUAAUGACUACAGCAUUGAAGAGAUUAUAGUUCUGCUGGUUUAUAGUUACUCUGUGACUGGGGAGAUCCACAUGAAUAAUGAACUGGAAAACAGAGAAGACCAACUGAAGAAAGCAAUUACUCAGUGCCUCUGUGAUGAGCCUGAGCUGAGCGCUUUAAUGCAGAAAAUAACAGGCUCAGCCAUGUCUCUUGUCGGCUACAUCACUAUUUUGAUUGGAACCAGCGAUUACUCUGAUGAAAUCCCUCGACAGCUUACAAUUCUGCAGCUGCAGAAAGCUGGAACCAUUUGCCUGCCUUUCUUAAAGAAAUCGGACUUUUUAUGUUUGUGUUGUAAUCCUAUAAUGUAAUUCAUCAGGUGUAUAGAGACCCAAUCUGAAGCUUUUAUUGCUAGCGUGACCCAUAUACAUGGAUUCAAUAAAGAAACCUCAUUAGCUCAAGUGGAAGAAGCAGUUUUAUUUGUAAUCUUUUUUUGUGUGUGUGUGUUGCUGACACAAUGAAAUGCAUAGAUAGGAUUUUCCUUAGGAGGCUUUUGAUACAGUAAGUGUGUAUGAGGUCACAAUUUGGUUGGAUUCUUCUGUGUGCCAUUGUGUGCAGAUACUAAAACCUAUUUUUGUGUACCACAGUGAAAACAAACAGGACCAGAAGUAAAGAUGUUGGUGCUCUGUGCAUUUGAGAAAGUUUGAGAAAUAUGCCAUUGUGGGAUGCCCAACCUGUGAUCCAGGAGCUCCCAGCAUCCACAAGUGUCUUUAGUUCUGUCUCUUUAAAAUAAGCACUUUCCUCCCAUCCCUGGUAGAAAAGAUAAAUUCUCCCUGCUCCUCUUCAUGAAAGAAUGGCCACCAUACAGCCAACCCCUUUACCCCCUCCAAUAUCUGUUUAAAAACUGCCCAGGCUUGACUUAGAAGUUCUCCACACUCCUAUUUACCAACCAAUUCCUGUAUCUACAGCUACAAUUUUUGAUAUAUUCAUGACCAUCAAGACCCUGCAACUGCUGGGGGUAGAUGUAUAGAUGCAGCAUGGUCAUCAUCCAUGACUUAUGCAUGAGUAUUAUGCAAAUAUGUUGUGCAAGGUACACAUGGGCAUAAUAUGAAGUCCCCAGGCCCUGUAACAAAAAAAAAAUAU